Messenger RNA from Momordica charantia (bitter melon), 1888 nucleotides. It is a transcript of the gene GUS3, whose product is annotated as glucuronidase 3. Gene Ontology annotation, cellular component: plant-type cell wall; membrane. Gene Ontology annotation, molecular function: beta-glucuronidase activity. The record is from RefSeq and is a predicted model, not a curated record. NCBI's taxonomy places the organism in Eukaryota, Viridiplantae, Streptophyta, Magnoliopsida, Cucurbitales, Cucurbitaceae.
ACCCACAUUUCUUAGUUUCCAAGACUGGUAUAGUAUUUUUUUUUUCAGUUUUCACCACUGUAUAUUCUUCCUUUCGCUACACUCUGUCUUCUGCCUUUAUUAAUGGCCCCAGCUCUGUAAUCGACUUCCAUGGCUUCCCCUGUGGUUUUUAUAAGGAGAUUCAGAUCUUUCGCCAUUUGAGAAAGUUUAAGGAAAUGGGUUUUUGUUUCUGGGUCUGUUUCUUCUUCUGUUUUGCGUCUGUGAGCUCGAAGGGCGUGGAGGAAGAUGAUGGGUGUGUGAGAGGGAGGGUUUUAAUCGAUGGCAAAUCCGCCAUUGCAGGUAUUGAUGAAGAUUUUGUGUGUGCUACUCUCGAUUGGUGGCCUCCUGAGAAAUGCGAUUAUGGAACCUGUAGCUGGGGCCGAGCUUCUCUGCUGAAUCUGGACCUGGACAACAACAUUCUAUUAAAUGCAGUCAAAGAAUUUAAACCCCUUAAGCUCAGAUUGGGCGGUAGUUUGCAAGAUAAGCUCAUAUAUGAUACUGAAGAUCACCAGCAACCCUGCAUUUCUUUUUCCAGAAACACCUCAGAGUUAUUUGGUUUCAGUCAAGGUUGCUUGCCCACUUAUAGAUGGGAUCAACUUAAUGACUUCUUCAAGAAGGGAGGAGCUAAGAUUAUCUUCGGGUUAAACGCUCUCACGGGACGAAGAAUUGCAUCAGAUGGGUCUGCCAUUGGAGCUUGGAACUAUACAAACGCUGAAUCUUUCAUUCGUUAUACUGUCAAGAAGAACUACACAAUCCAUGGUUGGGAGCUCGGAAAUGAAUUGAGUGGAAAUGGAGUUGGAACAAGAAUUUCAGCAGAUCAGUACGCUUCUGAUACAUAUGCUCUUCAGAACAUGGUCCGAAGUAUCUAUCAGGGUAUCGAACCGAAGCCGUUAAUCAUAGCACCUGGAGGAUUUUUUGACGAAAAUUGGUUCAAAGAUUUCAUUGACAAAACAAYUCAAUCUGCAGAUGUUAUCACACACCAUAUAUACAAUCUUGGACCAGGAGUUGAUGAGCAUCUUGUAGAAAGGAUUCUCGACCCGUCCUAUCUCGAUGGGAUGGUCGAUACAUUUUACAGGCUUCAUGAGAUCCUUAAAAGCUCUCCAACUUCAGCUAAACCAUGGGUUGGCGAAGCUGGAGGAGCGUACAACAGUGGCCAUAAUCUGGUCACAAAUGCAUUCGUUUUUAGUUUCUGGUACUUGGAUCAGCUAGGUAUGUCAGCUGCUUUCGACACGAAAACGUACUGCAGGCAAACAUUGAUCGGUGGAAACUAUGGUUUACUAAACACAACUACUUUUGAACCAAAUCCAGACUACUACAGUGCACUCCUAUGGCAUCGCUUGAUGGGAAGAAACGUACUGGCCACAAGCUUCGUCGGGAUGAAGAAAAUACGAGCCUAUGCACACUGUUCUAAGCAAUCUAAAGGAAUCACAUUACUAUUGCUCAACCUAGAUAGCAACACAACAGUACGUGCUGGGAUCACAUUCAACAGAACCCAAGGGUCGCACCAUAGACACAGAUCCUAUAACCAUAAACCAAAGGUUAUUCAGCUACCUCGACCUCAUGGUUUCGGAAGCGAAGCCUUCAGAGAGGAAUAUCAUUUAACAGCCAAGGAUGGUAACCUACAUAGUCAAACUGUGCUGCUAAACGGAAAGAUUUUGUCUGUAAAUUCAGCAGGGAACAUACCUUCAUUGGAACCUCAGUAUGUAAAUUCAUCUGAACCAAUAAUGGUGAAUCCCUUCUCAAUUGUAUUCAUUCACAUACCAAAUAUUGUUCUCCCUGCUUGCAGAUAGAUGGCAACCGCAUGGAACUGAAAAUCAGUUCCAGAUUUGUGAUUUUCUAAUAAAAGGAAACAAUUGUAAUUUUUGGUUCA